UUGAGUUCUCGAUCCCCCGGUAAGAAGGGGAUAUAAAUAGGAGGGAGAUGGAAAUUUGAACGAGGAGGCAAAUGAGGAUCUGACGUGGACACACGUGGCAGUUUAUUAGCUGUACGAUAUCGUCUCUGUGACGAGCAUAUCGGAGAGAUGGGAUCAAUCUGGGCCGUCUAAGUUUACAGGGAGCAUGUUGUAAAAUCUAGCUAGAACAGGGACUAUCCAUACAUUUUCACCUUUCGUUUUCUUUUUAAUUUAAAAAAUUUUGUAAUACGCCAAAAGCAAAAGCUGAUAGAGCACUACUGUUGCCGAAUCCACCGCCUUAAAGCCCACGUCACCCCGAUGCGUUCGCCAUAUGUACGGUCGUGAUCGUAACCUCGCACGAAUCUCCAGGCACGUCGCGGUGCCGAGCAACGGAAACAUAUACAUCCCAAACCAAAGCCCAUCGCACCCUCGCUCCCUCUUCUUCCUCUUCUCCUCCUCCGCAUCAAAUCGUUUGGAUGAGCAGGUAGAGACUUGUCUUCCGCCCUGCUUUAAAACAAAAAGUGACCGAUAUGGAUCACAACAACGCUACAGUGCGAAGGAUCACUGCAGUUCUACUGCUGUUCCUUGUAGUUUCUCUACUACUUAGUCUCCCUCUAGUCCGAGGAGACGAGCAUGGACAAAGAGAUAGAGAUGUAGAAAGAAGAGAACAUAUGGAGGUGGUCGAAGCGAAGCAACAGCCGGACCCGGCCGAGAGGGCGAUCGGCAUCACCGGCUUCAUGAACCGGUGGGAUGCUGUCAAAGCCUGGGCCAAGCUGGCCUCGAUGAACUUUCGGCCGCCCGAAUCCUGGUAUAGGAGGGGUACGUCUAGUGGGGAAGUGGUUAAGGACGCGGCCGCGAGGAGUUUCGAGUCAGGGAAGGAGACGGUGGAGCAGGCGGCCGCAUCUGCGGCCCAUGCGGCUGGGGAGACCAUGCACAAGACUAAGGAGAAAGUGAAGAGAACCGUCUCGGCGUCAGCUGGUCAAGAACUGGAUGCAGAGCUUUAAAUCGAUCUGAAAAUUACGUGUUUAUCGUGUUACUGUUUAAUGUGCAUGUUUGCGAGAGUUUUCUCUUUUUUUCUUUCUUCAAAUUUAUUUUCUGCAUGUUCAUCACUUGUGCUCCAAAAUGUCAAGUUUGAGGCUUCUGUUGUGUGUAAAAAAUAAUUCGCGAAGUUUUUGAUUUUACAUUGGAUUGAUAAUGUGGUUGGUGUUUGUAUA
Molecule: messenger RNA, 1232 nt
Organism: Ananas comosus (pineapple)
Lineage: Eukaryota; Viridiplantae; Streptophyta; Magnoliopsida; Poales; Bromeliaceae
Exons: 3
Coding region: 549-1022 (157 amino acids)
Source: RefSeq, a predicted model, not a curated record